CCCCGCCCCUCGGCGGGCAGGCACCGGGAGCGGCACCGGCACCGGGAUCAGGACCGCGAGCGGCACCGGGAGCGCCACGGGAGCGGCCCCACGAUGGGCGGGUGGCGGGAUCUGUCCGCGCAGGCGCUGGAGGACCAUUACUCGCCCAGCCGCUGGUCCCCCCGCCUGGACCGGGACACCAUCAUCGACGCCCACCUCGCGGUGACGGCGGCAGGAACCGAACGGGCCCGGGCCAGCGGGCAGACCUUGCUGCACGUGCCCUACGGCGACGGGGAUGGGGAGAAGCUGGACAUCUACUUUCCCACGGACCCUUGUGAAACCUUCCCGGUUCUGGUCUACAUCCACGGCGGAUACUGGCAGUGCAUGAGUAAGGACGAUUCGGGGUUUGCAGCCCCCCCGCUGGUGUCGCAGGGGGUGGCAGUGGUGGCGGUGGGGUACGACAUAGCCCCUAAAGGCCACAUGGACACCAUGGUGUUGCAGGUGCGCCGCAGCCUCGUCUUCCUGGUGCAGCGGUACCCCAGGAUCAGAGGCAUUUACUUGUGCGGACACUCAGCAGGGGCCCACCUGGCAGCCAUGGUGCUGUCCACAGACUGGACGGAAUUCCGAGUGGUGCCAGAUAUCAAAGGAGCGGUGCUGGUGAGCGGCCUGUAUGACCUGGAGCCCCUCCUGCACACCUAUGUGAACGACGCUCUGAACAUGAGCCGGGAGGUGGCCCAGAGGAACAGCCCCAUGAGACAUGUCACCCCAGCAGUGCCAGCAGCCUGCCAGGUGCUCGUGGCUGUGGCCCAGCAUGACUCCCCAGAGUUCCGCAGGCAGUCACAGGAGUACAGCCAGGCCCUGCGUGCAGCUGGCUGGUCUGUCUCUCUGCUGGAUCUGGCUGGUGUGGAUCACUUUGAUGUCAUUGAGAGGCUGUCAGAGGACAGCUACAUCCUCACUCAGGUGAUUCUCAACAUGAUUUCAAGAGCAUGAUGGCACCUCAGGAGUAAACAGAUGGGGACCGUGGCCCUGUGUGUUGGCAAUGGGCAUCUGACAUCCCCCGCCUGCUGCCUCCUCAGUCUAACACAGGGCCACCACUGUCUCAGACCCACACUGUGCCCUCUCUGCUCAGCCCAGCCCAGGCUGGUGCCCCUUCCCUGGAGUGGUCCUGCCCGCUGGAGCACAGGGGACUGAGGGCUGCAAGGCUCUGAUUGGGCAGCUGGAUCAUGAAGUUUGCUCCCUCAGCGUCCUUUAAACUGCACAUUGGCAAUACAGAAUAAAAUGGGAAUUACUGCUG
Pyrgilauda ruficollis (rufous-necked snowfinch) is the source of this 1273-nucleotide messenger RNA. RefSeq names its product arylformamidase (gene AFMID). The transcript has 11 exons. NCBI's taxonomy places the organism in Eukaryota, Metazoa, Chordata, Aves, Passeriformes, Passeridae. The record is from RefSeq and is a predicted model, not a curated record. The coding region runs from base 94 to 969 and encodes 291 amino acids. Gene Ontology annotation, molecular function: arylformamidase activity.